AUAUGCCUAUAAUAUACCGGUACCUACGCGUAGAGUCCUCAAUCUAUGAACGGUUCUACAGCAGCUCUACCUGAUGAAAUGAAGUGUUUCAUAUGCCGAUCUAAAGGAGAGUACGGGAUCGGGAGUCGACCUGUGCCUGACGUGGGGGAAGGAGAGGUUCUGGUAAGGGUUCUGGCAGUUGGAAUAUGCGCAGGUGAUGCAAAAUGCUACGCGGGAGCUGCAAGAUACUGGGGGGAUGACAGAACUCCAUGCUACGUGGAGCCUCCCAUGAUCCAGGGACAUGAAUUUGUAGGAGAAGUCAUCAAACUUGGCCAAGGUGCAGGAGAGAUGUAUGGACUGAGCAUAGGAGACAAUGCAACUUCAGAGAACAUAGUUCCCUGCUGGAACUGUCAGCAGUGCCUGCAAGGAAGAUACCAUCUCUGUGAGGGAGAAAGAAGUCAUCCACACGUAGUUUUCAAUUCAGUGUUAAACUUUUUCAGGUGCUCCCCAUCAUGUGUAUGGCUGGCAUCAGAUAUGUCACGGUUAGCAUUGAGAGAAAGUGCAUUUGCAGAGUAUAUGAAAUUCCCAAAGGGAGCCAUAAACUACAAGGUACCAAAGAGUAUCCCAGCGUGGCAGGCAGCAUUCAUCGAGCCGCUGGCCUGCUCGGUGCAUGCAGUGGAGCUGGGUUCAGUGCAGUUCAGGGACACCGUGGUAAUCGCAGGCUGUGGGCCGCUUGGAUUGGGAAUGGUGGCUGCAGCCAAGCUAAAGAAUCCCACCUGUGUUAUUGCUCUUGAUCUCUAUGACUGGAAGCUGGAGGUGGCGAAGAAAUGUGGAGCUGAUGUGGUUCUCAAUCCUUCUCAUUGUGACGUGGUUGAAAAAGUUCGCUCCCUCACUCGUGAACAGGGCUGUGAUGCAUACAUAGAGGCCACUGGUCAUCCUCAGAGUGUCAAGCAAGGGUGAUGAUAUAUAGCACACUCGUGAAUUGUUUCUUUGUCUAACCGAUGUAUAUAUAGGAUAGAGAUGCUGAGAGUUGAAGGCAGGUUUGUAGAGUAUGGAGUUUUUGCCUCUAAUGCUUCCCUUGAUUGGUCUCUCAUAACCUCAAAUAGUUGUGCAUAAAAGGAGGUCAUCUCUCCCCCAGAUGUUACCCCAAAGCCAUCUCUAUGCUGGAGGCUAACUCUCUACCAAUGAAUGAGAUUGUGACCCACCGAUUUAGUCUUGAUGAGGUCGAGGACGGAAUAAAGCUAGUUCUUGAUGGAAAGACAUCAAUACAAGUUGUAAUUCUUCCAUAGUAGCUAUAAGAGAAUCAGGGGCACACCUGAUAGGUGAAAUUCUAGCAAACGGCAAUCUGAAAGUUUUAUACCAACAGAAACUGCACAAUUUUUAGUUAUUCUCAAUCAUGAUAGAGAACUAGAACACAGUUAGUGAGAGUGUCCAGAUAGCGAAGGUAGAUAUACCUCCAUUUAUUCUCCUGGGGACCAGGUCUGCCCGUGUGUUUGGCGUGAGCAGUCUCACACUCUGGAAAAGUCGACGCAAUGCUACCCAACAGAUUAGCAGUGUCUUCCUUGCUCAGAGCAAGCUGUUUGCAUGGUUCAACAAUUUUCUCCAAAACGUCAACAAAGAAAUCCCUAACAUCUUUGCUGUGAAUGAGUGACGUUCCAAGCAUAGUGACGGCUUUCGACGUGCUCUUGAACGAGCUCUCCAUAGUUUUGAGGGUCUGUGGAGGGAUUUUCUUGUGACGGAGGUCUUUCACGACGUACUUUAGCUGUCUGUCGAUCCACACCCGAUCGAUGAGGCUGAGUUUUAGAUCGUGGAGUUCUUGGAGGAAGUUGCGAUCUAGUUCCAGAUCGUCGUCCAUGGCGUGCGAUCCCUCAGCCCCCGCAGUCCAUCUGUCUAUCAUCUGAUUGGCACAGUAGGUCAAGUCACUGAAACUCAAAUGCGCCAGUUUCCGUUUGUUAGUCUCAAACCUAUUGUGACUGAUGAAGACAACUGAGGCAUAGUUCCUUGCGAGGUGUUCCGGGAGGAUGAACUGGGUUUUGAUGUUUUCGACUAAAGAGCCUUCGUAGUCAUCCACUACUCUCAGGAUCUGCUUGAUGUUGUCAAACUGUCGCCGACAGCUCUUCAGGGAAAUCCCCGUCUUUUCGCUGACAUCGUCCAGGUCCUUGCGGUUUCUGGUGCUCAGUUUUUUGCCGAAGAAUUCUCGAACGACCGACUCAUCGAAAGCAUAGUAAUGUUCUAUGAGAGAUUUCUUGGUGGCUGUGGGGAGCUGGACCAGGUCCUGAGUCAGGAAGGUAGGCGGGGAUUGCAAGUAGGGCUCAAGAAUCAGGAAUAUACGGAACUGGUCCACGGUCUCGUUCCUCAGUAAACGCUGGAAAUCCGGAAACUGCUUACUGGUUUCUGGUUCGGUGUCUACGCGUCGUCGGAAGGCCUCAUCGACGCUGUAGCCGCUCAACCACAGCGAAAAGACUUGCGGGUUGAUUUCCAGAGGCUCGCAAACGAAGAUUUCCAUUGUACGAAUGGGCAGCUCGUAUCUU
Geodia barretti is the source of this 2510-nucleotide messenger RNA. Lineage: Eukaryota; Metazoa; Porifera; Demospongiae; Tetractinellida; Geodiidae. The record is from the annotation of a GenBank genome assembly.